Molecule: messenger RNA, 1297 nt
Organism: Mya arenaria
Lineage: Eukaryota; Metazoa; Mollusca; Bivalvia; Myida; Myidae
Exons: 2
Coding region: 203-1039 (278 amino acids)
Source: RefSeq, a predicted model, not a curated record
UUUAACAGAUCAUAUUUUUAUUAAAUGUCUAGGAAGUAAAAAUAUAUAUAAUUUUAUAUUGAAAAGCCGCCAAAAUCAAUAUUCGUGAUCACAUAACCUUACAAUGGGCGGAUUUUGAAAUAUUUAUUGAAUUUAGGUUUCACGGUUUUUGUUUUAAAAGAUUCGUUAGCUGACGUUACCCGACCGCUGUUAUAAAGCCGUAAUGGGACACGAAAACAUAGAAAGUGGAAAGCAAAUAAGUUCGGGAAACCAAAGGGGCGAUCAAGCGUCCGCUGCCAUUGCAGGUCAGGACACGGCAAGCCCGGGAACGAGUGAAGACGAUUCACAAGAUGGAAAUAACCCAGCAGACAAGGAACAUUAUCAACAGUUAAAGUCUAACAUCACUACUUCGAGAUUGAAUUCACAGUUAAUAUGUGACAAGGAGUUUAUAUGUAACAAUGUUGGACACUUAAAGAAAAGACCCCAUUCAGUACCAAUUUUGACGAGACUUCUCUUUGGUAUACAAAACGAUGCGCGGGCAAUAUAUGUGAUUUGUCAGUAUAUUACAGGCACAUACGUCAGCGAGGAACAUUACAUUAAACUAGGUAUUGAAAGUCAUUCAAAUCUGAGGCGACUGAUAUAUCCCAUUGUGGUGCUUGGUGGGGAUAGAAACGAAAUCAUAGAACGUUUAGAUCGGUACAAUCUUAAUAUGCAACCAAUCUCUGAUAAUAACAUCAAUAUAAAACUGAUAUAUGAAGAAUUUGAACUUCCAAUCAUAUUGGUAGCAACAUUGGCUGAUCACUUUUGGAUAUUACUUGGGAAUGGUUUAAACAUCAAAACGGAGGAUAUUGUUUUCUUAGAAGGCAAUUACAAGUUGAACCUAGUACGCGCACACGUGUUUGAGGACGCCAUGCGUGACUGUCACGUGCACUGGUUCCCACUGACGUACGUGUACGUGUACCCGCGUAACUGCCGGAUGUUGAUCGGGAUUCCCGUGUACCAGGGAGGAUACAUACACAACAAAAACGAAAAGGACAGAUAUAUACUGCAUAGGGAUUAGGGUUUCAAGUUAAGGACAAAAGCUGCAAAAGAGAGACAGAGUGCUAAGGGAGAAAAGAGCACAUCAAAAUGGGCUGUGAAGAACUGUGAAACAUUUUGAUUUUGACUUACAAUGUUUAAUAGGAAUUGUUUUAAUUGAAGUAAUACCAACAUGUUUAGUUUGUAUGCAUUUAUAAUCGUAUCAUAAGUCUGAAUAAAAAACAACAACAAAAAACAUUUGACAGUCUUGACCCAUGCUAGUUUCCACGAGGGCAGAAGG